Messenger RNA from Brassica oleracea var. oleracea, 1406 nucleotides. RefSeq names its product TOM1-like protein 2. The record is from RefSeq and is a predicted model, not a curated record. The transcript is spliced from 4 exons. NCBI's taxonomy places the organism in Eukaryota, Viridiplantae, Streptophyta, Magnoliopsida, Brassicales, Brassicaceae. Gene Ontology annotation, molecular function: ubiquitin binding; phosphatidylinositol binding. Bases 177 to 1313 code for a protein of 378 amino acids. Gene Ontology annotation, biological process: protein transport to vacuole involved in ubiquitin-dependent protein catabolic process via the multivesicular body sorting pathway.
CACAACCUUUCUCCUCCUCCGCUGAACAUUUCUCCCCACAGAUUCAAGCUAAAUAAACCAAAGACCAAGACAAAGUUUUGAUCUGUCUGAAAGGAACCACAUCUCAGGUUCUUCACAUUUCGUUUUCAGAUUAGGAUCAACACAUUUGAUAGAUCCAAUUUAUUUUUAGGUGAAGCAUGGACAAGCUGAAGAUAUCUGAAUGGGGAGAGAAGCUGAAGACAGGAGGAGCUCAAAUGAGCAGAAUAGUAAGUGACAAAGUCAAAGACAUCCUCCAAGCUCCCACUUUGGAAUCCAAAAUGGUCGAUGAAGCCACUCUUGAGACUCUUGAGGAUCCCAACUGGGGAAUGAACAUGAGGAUAUGCGCUCAGAUCAACAACAACGAGUUUAACGCCACCGAGAUUGUUAGAGCCAUCAAGAGGAAGAUCUCUGGUAAAAUCCCCGCGAGCCAAAGGCUGAGCCUUGAGCUUCUUGAGGCUUGUGCUAUGAACUGUGAGAAGAAGGUUUUCUCUGAGGUUGCUUCUGAGAGGGUUCUUGAUGAGAUGGCUUUGUUAGUCAAGAACGGCGAAGCUGAUUCGGAGAAUAGAAGGCGAGCUUUUCAGCUUGUUAGAGCUUGGGGACUGUCCCAAGAUCUUGCUUAUCUUCCUGUUUUCCAAGAGACUUAUAUGAGUUUGGAAGGAGAGAAUGGUUUAAACGCACGUAACGAGGACAAUCCAAUGGCGGGACAAGGCUCUUUGGGGUCUCUUAUGCAACGGCCUGUUCCAGUUCCUCCACCUGGUAGCUAUCCUGUUCCUAAUCAAGAACAACCUCGUGGAGACGAUGAUGGUCUUCUUGAUGACUAUAACUUUGGAAGCUUAACUAUCAAGGAUAAGAAGGAACAGAUUGAGAUCACAAGGAACAGCCUCGAGUUGCUUUCUAGCAUGUUGAGUACUGAAGGGAAGCCAAAUCACACGGAGGACGAGCUAACGGUAAGUCUGGUGGAGAAAUGCAAGCAAUCACAGCCGUUGAUUCAGAUGAUCAUAGAGAGCACAACAGAUGAUGAAGGUGUUCUUUUUGAGGCUCUGCACGUGAACGAUGAGCUCCAACGUGUUCUAUCAAUCUACGAGAAACCUGAUGAAAGUGAGGAGAAAGCGUCCAUAGUGGGACAAGAAUCAACGGGGAGCAAAUAUGCUGGUCCGAAACCAACAGAAGAAGAAGAACGGUUUGUGAAACAAAAGGACCACGUCGAACGUUCAGAAUCAUCAGACAAAACAGUCAAAGAAGAUAAGAAGGUGAAGAUAGAACUUGGGUUAUCGAGCGAUGAAGAUGAGAAAUGAGCAAGUCUCUAGAACGUUUUGGGAAGAUUUUGUUAUUUUGAUGAUUUUCUUCUGUAAUGUUAUAAGCAUACAAUGCAUAAAGAGUUGAAGCCA